AUGGUGAAUUCAAAUAACAUUGCUUAUGAUCCUCCACAUGUUGAUCAACAGGAUCCUGUUGUCAAUCAAGUAGGAAGGGACGACGGACAAGCAAAAGUACCACAAGAAAUCCAGCAUCGUGAUGGUGAUCCACAAGAGAAAAACAACAUCGGAUACAACGCAGCUGUUAAUCAAGUAGUGGAUCAGCACGGAAAUGAAAUUCCUCGUCAAAAUUUCAAUGAUUCUGGUCAGGCUGCUGUACCAAGGGAAGAAGGCCAACAACAACCUCCACCACAACUCCUACCUGAAGAAAUUGCCAUCAAUGCCAGAUUGACAGGAUUUGGAAUGGAUGCAUUAAGUUUUUCAAUCGACGGCAAUCAGCAAAAACUAGCUCACUCUUUAAUCUUUUUGGGCAGUUGUUUGUUCUACCAGUUUAGUCCAGCCAACGUCAACUUGAAUUAUAUUAUUUGGCUAUUUAACUCUUAUGGGUGUACCAAAGUGCCUUGGAACCCAGAUCUCACUCUUGACAAUUAUAGACAGUUGCUUCGUGAUCUAUUGUCAGUCAUAGAGAGUAGACAGACUACUGAGUAUCAGAAUGCUGAUGCUGGCUCAAAUGAUCAAGUAUCGUCAGUCCCCGAUGAAACCAAAUACAGUAUCCUUUCUUCUACUUCCAAUGAAAAUCAAUUGGAUGCAGAGGUUGUACAUCGGUUAGAGAGAUUGAUUAACUUGAAAACGAAACCAUUUAGAGUGAAAGAGCUCACUUUUUCUGCGGAUGCAGAUACGUCAAAACUGGCUCGUGAUUUGAACGAAAUUGGAAAACAAUUUCGGGGUUAUCAUUCCUCCUCCAUUGGCAAUCUUAGAUCUGUUUUGCACUCUCUUGAAAAAUGUGGUAUUACUGCAGUUUCACUUAGCUACAACGAACAAUCUUUGAGUCAAAUCAAAUAUGCAAAGAAAAAACCUUAUGAGAAUAUGUUGUCAUAUAUUUUGAUUUUGGCAGAAGAAAAUGUUGGACGGAAAUUAUUGGAAGUGCAUAUUGAUACUAUUAAGGAGGGACUUGAUGAUUUUAUUUACCACUUUCUUUCAUAUAGUUACCUUUACAGAAGUGAUGAAGUGGAUGCUGAUUUUUAUUCAGUUCUUCCCAAUAUUCAUGAGAUGAUUGAAUUAUAUUACGGUAACAUUGGUUUGACACCUCUUUUAGCCCUACAAACCGUCCUAUCCGUAUUAUUGAACAAACAGAAUGACUUACCCAAACUGCUAGAAGUACUAACAAGCGUUACCUUAAGUCCAAAUAUCGGAGGUCUUGACUGGAGUUUGGACAUUCUCAAACACCUGAGAAAGUAUUUAACAAAAGUUGGAAAGCAACAUUUUGAAUAUGAAUAUCUAUUGACACUAUUACUCACACGACUUAAUUUACCAAAGGAGUGGACAGAUUUUUGGAAGAGCAUCAACAACAUUUCUUCCCAACAGUUCGAUUGGUGUUACCAAAUAUUUGUCAAAGUUUAUUCCAUUCCCAAUUCUCGCUGGAUUUCAGAGGCUUUGGUGAAGGUAAACGACCCUCAUAAGUCUCAGUACCUACAAACGUUCCUGACUACCGUGUUGCGACAAAACGUGGACGUUUUUCACACAGUUUGGAAUCAGCUGAUUGAGAAUGUUGGGAAUAAUGAUAUUGGAUUUUGGACUUCCUUACUUUUUUCAGUACUUCCGAGCACCUUUUCGAACCAGAUUAUCGAAAAAUUAAUUUCUUCAGUAGUACCGAAAAAUGUCACAGCGUUGAAAGAGGAGACGGUAAAGAAUAUUUUGAACGUUCUAAACACAUAUCCAACCUAUCAACAAGCAUAUCUCAAAAUACUCAACUCUAGAAUACCUUGGAAAACUAUCACUGUUCCUCAAAUGAAAAUGGUUGUAAACACUUUACCCUCUACCAUGGUAGACGUGGAGACACUUUUUGCGUUUUUCAAAAAAGAAAGCUCAAGGAAAAAUUUGGAUUCUUUACUUGAAAUUCUUGGCCUGUUUAUUGAGAAACAAGCACAUGUCCCCUUUGAUCUUAUGGUCUCAAUUGUGGUAAAGUGGUUGGAUGUGAUGUCCGAUUUAGAGCCCAUUAUAAGCCUUUUGAAAUGUGAGCAAAUUGCCCAUUGGUCGUUAGACGUUUCAUCUCAAGAAAUGGAUACCCUUGGAGAAACUGUAGCAGAAGUGUUGUCAAGAAAAUUCAAUUUGGAGAAGAGAUUACAAGCCAUGGACUUUUUACUUUCACUUCUCGAACACGUUGAUGUAGCUAUGCCAUUUGUCCAAGUUUUUUCUAACAAGUUUGUGAUCUCGUGUUAUCUUUCUGCAGGUUCAUCGAAGGAAAAGCAAAAGGUUACCUCUCAAUUAAUCAAAUCCUUGGGUGCUGCAAAGAGAGCACAUUUGUUUUUCCACAUAUUGUUUUCAUAUAGCGAAAGUAUUGAUGACGUAGGAGCUUUUGUUGAUUCUAUCAACAUGUAUCUUGGUAUCAUUUCUGUUUGGAAAAAGUACAAAAAUCAUGAUGAAGAAGUCGAAGAAAAAUUCAAUCAGUGCAUUAGAACACCUAUCCGCAAGAUGAAAGAAAAAAUUGCUGAUCAACUAGUGACGUAUGAAGAGUUGGAAUUGUUGACCAAGAACAAGAAAAUAGUGUCUGAAUUGUUUAAAGAAGUUGGAAUUACAAAAGAAAUUGACUGGGAUACAUGGCUUAAGUACUCUCUUAAGACAAAGCAAGAGUAUGAACAAUACAAGAACAUGAUAGCAUGGUUUAGAGAGUUUCCAUCCUUAUCUACUCUAUUAGCUGAAUUGGAGCAACCUUCUUUUGCUGAACGUAUCACUAUCAGUGAUAUGGAGGACCAACUAUCGGUUUUCCAAGGCAUGCUUAGUGAAUUUGACAAGGAGGACACAAAGCAUCUCGUGUUGCAUUUCCAGACUAACAAGAGCUUACUAUUUAACUCAUUAUUUAACAGGUUUUUACAUGACAAAUCAGUAUCAACCUUUGAAGACGCGGCUGAUGCUUUAAGAGAGGUGAUUUCCUUUUUGAAGGACAUUGAGAAGUCAACCAUUCGAGAACUUAAAGAGUAUCAAAUUUUAGAAGUGGCCAAGAUGAUAAGAUCUAAAGGUACAACGUUGAAACGUGAAAUAGAAAUGAUCUCUGAAGCUAUUAGCUCUGUUGGAUCAUCUGAUGCGAACGAAGUAGAUUUGAAUUCUUUACGAAGGGCUCUGGAGUUGGAAGAGAUUGGUUUAGGAAUUGAGGUUUUAAGAGAUUGUCUCCAAGAUUACAAUAUGGACAUUAUUAGACAAAACUCUUUCAAAGACUUACUAGAUCUUGGUGAAAGAUUGAAGUCUUUAUUGGACUUGAAAUUGGAUAGCGUUCAUACAAUGCUUCAAAAAACCAGUGAAAUUUUACCUGGAUUAGAAGCGUUUCACUUUAGUUAUUUUUCCAUGUUGCUCACACCCGAGUCAAAGGCACUGUUACAAUUCAUCAAGGAUAACAGUGACAACUUUGAAGAAUCUGUCAAAAUUGUUCGGGCUCGUAGUCGAAGUACAAAGUUUCAUGAGGAGUUGGUGAAUUCUCUUAUGAUUGCUAAAGAGCUAAUUACCCCAUUUCUUAAUUCACGAGUUUCUCUUGGCGAUCUUAUCAAAAAGGUCAUUGACAUAUUCAAGAGAGAAGAGGAUUUAUCCAAGCUCAAUGAUCUUAAAAUAGUUAAUGACAAUCUAACAACUGUCAAGGUUCUCUUUUCAAAAACAUCAAUCGUCAGUCUAGAUGACAUAUUUGAGAUCGUUUCCACGAUAAUGAAGUCCGGUCAUUAUAUCUCAAACCUACAGACAGGAGAACUUGUCAUUCAUUACAGUGUGCAAACAGAGUCAAGUGAAUCAAAGAAAGAGGUCUUUGGAGACGAGUUGCUAGAUCUUGUAGGCAUUUCAAUUUUUAGAUCGUCUGACACGGUCAACGACUUGAACGAUAGCGCAAGUUUAAAGAAUGAUUUGAAAUUUUUUGUUAUGAUGUAUCAAACAGCAUUGAAAGCUCACUCUGUGAUAUUGAGCUUGUUUAAAGAAGGUCAUCCAAAAUACCAACAAUCAAACCUGAUAGCUCUUUGUGAAGACAUGACUUUGGAAAGCUUGGAACAAGGCUUAUGCUCAGCGGAAACAACAUUGAAAGAAUGGAAGACAGCAAUCAAACACCUGACCGAACAAGUGCCAAGAAUUUUGAAAUUGUCUCGCCCUCAAUUGACACAAUUUGUUUCAAUAUUAUUGAGGGUUUCCAAGUUGGGUGAAACCAACAACUGUUCGUUCUCUCAUCUUAUACCAUAUCUUUGUACUAUGCUAAACGAUGACUUAGAGAGCCUGCAAGAGGGCGUUAGUGUUGAAAUGGUGAAAAAUACACUCUCCACGGUACUGCAAGAAAAUGAGAAUUCAGACAUUUUGGAACUGGUAAAGAGAUUUAUGGAGUCGUUAUUAGAGACUCUCUAUAUUGACUCGGAAAUCGAAACAUCCUCUGCUAAAUAUCAAUCCAAAGUAAUUUUUGACAUGAAGUCUAAGGAUAUCCCACUCUCUAUUAUAGGAAUUAUGACGACCCUUACCGAGAAAGCAACGUCAUUAAUUCAGUAUUCAAAUAUUUUUUAUUGCCAUUCAGGUACCACCAAAGAGGAAAUGCAGUGGUUCAAUAGUAGAAGAAAGAUUUUUGCUGACUCCAAAUAUGUUAUUGUGGGAGUGAAUAAUCUUGGACUGAGCGUGAAGGAAGAAUUAGUGAAGUUUGAAUAUGAUGCAUUCGACAGUGGUAAGAGCGUCGGAGAAACCUUUUUACUCUUCACAUCUGAUAUGGGAAGAGACUCUUUUUCUUUCAUAGGCACAAUAUCUGUUGUGGAUUUAGCUGUUGACGAUCACCUGAAAAAACAUAUUCGGACGAGUUUUUUGAGCAACCAAUGCAAGAUCAAAGAUAUCCAUCUUGUGAAAGGACCAAUUUGUUGUGGAAAGUCUCGGUUUAUUAAGAAGAAGCAGAGUAGUGACAAUGAACAGUACAUACGAAUUUCUGUACGGGAAGACUUUUCAAAAUUACAAUUCUUUGAAAAUCUUUCACGAUAUGAAGAAUCCAAGAAACAGAUACUCUUUCAUUUCGACAUUUCAUGCUUUGCUGAGUUUCUUGACUUUGAGAAAUUUAUAUUGGAGUGGUUAUUAGGGGGCUAUCUACACUUAGAUGACGGGAAGAUCGUUAUCAACCCAUGGAACACAGAUAUCGAAAGUAUCAGGCUUUUCUUUGAGAUUCCUUGUACUCUUGACAAGAGAGAGCCAGACUUAGAACUUUUAAAAUUUUUGUCGUUUUCGAACAUGCCAACAGUUCUGGACGCUAAUGUGGGCAAUUUUGAUUACUCUUCAAAGAAGGCCCGCUAUGUUGCAACCGUUUUAAGCUUGUUCAACAAAAGGUCCGUGAACAAUAUUGCAUCGUUCAUGCAAGCAGAACAAAAUUUGGUUUCUUCCCAUGAAUCUAAGGAUAUAUUAUGUGACUUGUUCAGAAAGUGUGAGAUUUCUUCUACUCAUGCUCACAGAAAGUUGUUUAUCAAAUUGAUGCACGAACGAUUCAAAGGACUUUCAUCUUUCCACAAACACUACAUCGACCUAAGGAAUAGUGGAACAGAGGAAAAUUUGGAAACAGUUUUGAAUGUUGAGUCACUAUUGAACUCCAUUAAUGCAAAAUUGAUUCCUAUUUUUAAGGAGGAAUGUAUUGUGAUGGCAAAUGAUGAGAUCAAACAGAGUUGGAUGAACCUUCCUGUAUUGUUUGCAGUUCCUUCUGAUACAGGCAUGAUCAAAGAGUAUGACAUCAUUAAAUGCUCAGGCUGCAAGAAACAAACAAAUAUAGAGAAUAUGCGUAUACUUGACAUUGACAAAGAAAAUGAAAGCAAAAUAAGGUCAAUGCUCAAUACAACCUUUAACACCAACGUGACCAAUCUAUGUGAAUCUACAGACUACCUUCUGACAAAAGAUUUCGUCAUCAAAAUUCACUUGGUCAAUGAAAGAAGAAAAGUUGGCAAGUCUUUGAUUUUACAAUCAGAAACUGGAACAGGAAAGACUGAAAUGCUACGUUUUUAUGCAGAUGUCUUAAACUCUCAUUCCAAUAUCUGUCCAGAUAUCCGUUAUGAGCUUAAUUCAAAUUGGUUCAAACAAGAAUGGAAGAAACUUCAAGACAAAAUUCAAAUUGAAGAGAGGAAGACGGUGAAUGAUGAUAAAGAAAAAAUCAAAGAAAAUAUCAUUGAGCUACUUCGAACCACAGAGGAUCAAUUUGGGAAUGACGAGUAUUUAGAAUUGGUAAAAUCUCUCAUAAGAUUUGUGAAACACCUAUUUGAAUCGUACAAGCUUUUGGAAAGAACAACCGCCAUUUCAGCAAUAUUUAAUGCUUUUGAAUCCAAUGAUUUCACAUCUUUUGACAUUAAGAACAUUGCAGAAUGGCUGUCUCAUAUUGAGGCAGCACGACCAUCUAGCAUCUUCCACAAAAUUCUAAUGCAUUCAGGAAUUACUGCAGAUCAAAUAAGAAAAGAAAUUAGUGACAUUUUGGAUAAGAAGCAGAAAUGUUUGGAGCAAGGCAUUCCUGAUUUAAUUACGGUUGUAUUUAUUGAUGAGCUUAACACAACAUCCUGCAUGGGUAUGAUUAAGGAAUUAAUGAUUGACCAUUCGCUAGACGGUGUCAAAUUACCCAAGUCUAUUUUCUUCAUUGGAGCUAUCAACCCAAAAAACAAAACAAAAUCUGCACUUCUAAAAGAAGGUUAUCAAGUAUCAAAAGUUUCCAGCAAGAAUCGUUCAAAGCUACCUGGAGAUGAAGAUGUGAUCAUUAAUGCAGGGGACUAUGAAGGAGAAUACAUUGUCAACGAUAUGGCACCCUCCAUGGAAUUGAUCAAGUUUGACUAUGGUGACUUGUCGCCGGCGCAAGAGCAUGAUUUUUUGCGUCUACUGCUGGAACAAGAGCAAAAGAAAAGAGAUGUUCAAGAUGUAGUCACGACCGAAUUGCAACAGUUCAUUUACACCUCACAAAGGUUUGUUGCUGAAGCUCGUCUUCAUAAAAUUCGAGUUUCAAUUCGAGACUUGACAAGAGCGAACAAAUUGUAUUGGUUCCUUAGAGAGAAUGAGGUAAUUCGCUUAGAUCCCAACGAGAAUACAGAAGAAAACAAACACGUCCACGGCAUUAUCAUGUCGAUAGCUCUAAAUUAUUACUUCAGACUUCCGCAUGAGAAUCGAGAAAAAUUUGAGAGAGUCAUUGACGACCUUGUGAAAAAUCAAUUCCCACACUACUCAUAUUUACAAUUCGGUGCUACUGUGAAGACUUGCCUCCGUGAUUUUUAUCAACGAGCGAAAGAAUGUGGCUUCAUUCCUGAUGGAAUUGCCCACACUCAAGCAUUUGCAGAAAAUCUGUUUGCCAUGAUCGUGUGUAUACAAUCUGUAACUCCGUUGUCAAUAGUUGGUAGUCCUGGAAAUAGCAAGACAUUAUCAUACACGUGUGCAACUCAAAAAAAACGAAGUCUAUUUCCAACUAUGAAGACUGUACAUAGUCAACACUAUCAGUGCAAUGAACUGUCAACUGCAUCAGAAAUAGAGACAGUACUUAAAAGCUCAGUAGAAACCAAGAAGAAAUAUGAGCGCGCUGGCAUGCUGAAUGAGCUUUGUUCAUUAUUGAUUGACGAGGCAAGCUUACCAAUUGAACAAAAACAUGCUCUCAAAUGCAUUCAUUACUACUUAGACAAACCUUAUAUUUGUACAGUACUGAUUUCUAAUAUGAGACUUGACGCAGCCAAAUCAAACAGAGCAAUUCAAAUCAUUCAACCUUCUCUGAGCUUCGAUGAUUUGCAAGCACUAUGUAAAGGUGUACUAAUGCUUGAUGAUAACGAUGCUAACUCCUAUUCAAGAAAUGGAAAGAUCAUUACUGCGCUUUGCAAAUCUUUCCAACAAGUGAACGAGGUGUUACAAAGUCCAAUUGUCCAAAGAGAGCCUGAAGCUAACCAAACUUCAGCCAACAUUGCCUCUUGUGGUAUUUUCCACAUGCGAGAUUUUGUCUUCUUCUUGAGAAUGUUACGAAGAAAUGCUGGUGGUGGAGAUUUAUUUUCUCCCAACAAUAUUUAUUACAGCUUACAAAGAAACUUGAAUGGCGUUUUUAACCAAGAUUUUGAAGCUAUUUGUAAUCUAUUCUUCACUAACAUCAGACGUGAAUUGGGAACUAAUGAUUUCAAAAUAUACAUUCCUUCAACAAAGAAGUAUAUGCAAGUUGUUGAAGAUAGCAUUACUGAUCGGUUGAAUAUUCAACAAGGAGAAGAUCCAAAUCAAUCUCAUUUUCGUUAUACCAUGAUAAUAGAUCCAAGCGAGUCUCAAUCUUCAAUUGAAUUACUUUUCAAAGCAGGUAAACUAAAACAGAAAACAAAAGUUGUUUAUAUAAGCGACUUUAAAGAAGACUCAAAUGAUUUGUCUCUAUCGCAAGAAAUUAGCGAGGUGAAACAAGCAAUGGAAGAAGGUGCUUGUGUUAUUUUAGUGAAUUCGGCAGCCAUUAACUCCAGCUUUUAUGAUGUGUUCAACAGACACUUCACAACAAUUAAUGACAGAUACUUUGCAAACGUUAGUAUUAGAGGAACCACACAUCCAUGUCUCAUUAAUCCACAAUUCCAUUGUAUCCUUCAUGUACCGUUAAGCCAAUAUAGAACCAUGCCCAUACCUUUGUUGAAUAGAUUUGAAAAAUAUAUUGUUGGAGCAGAGCAAAUUUUACAAGACGCCAUUCCAAUAGAAUCUAUCACGGAAAAACAAAAUAUUUUGAAACAUAUUAGAGAUGGUGUAACCGAUUUCAUUCAGCAAUUUCAUCCUGAAACUUUCUAUGGCCUUACUCCAAAUGAAACUGUAGACUCACUCAUGUUGCGAGUAAUUCACGAUUCUACUGAAGAAAUAUCUAUCAAAAAACCUCUUGCUAUAAGAAAUGAGAAAAUUAUUCGACUCAUGAAGGAGAAAGAUAUCGAAGACCAUGAGGAAGAUGACAACAUUAACACAGGUACAUCAUCCAAGAGAUUAAGAGAAUAUAUAAGAUCUGUGAACUUUUUACUAUUACAAAUAUGCCCACCAGAAAAUAUUUACUUGAAGAGGAACAUUAUUCCUAUUUCCUAUUUAAUCGAAUAUUUAACGCAUCAAGAGCACUUUAGUGCUAUUUCUUUUUUGAAGAAUGCUAUCCAGUAUCACUUUACAAACAACUUAACAGAGCCCUCAAAGUAUUUAUUAUAUUUGAGACAUUCUAGCGGUAUCCAAAACUUGCCAGAGAGCUCACAUAUUCAUGAACUACUAACAUCCCAUUUCCAAAGUCCUGACUACUUGCUAGAUGAUGACGCGCCUUUAAAUGUAAUUACUGUGGCAUCCGUUUCAUCCUUCUCUUCACAGAUAGAGAUUUGUGAGUUGCUUGAUAACUUUGCUGAAAAUCCAAACAAGUUGGUGCUGAUAUUUACUGUUGACAUGUCUUCAAUUUCGAAGCAAGUUGUGAAUUAUAUCAAGUUUAAAGUUGACAACAUGUUAUCAUCUUCAGUAACAAAGAUUAACGGUCUCAAGCCAUUUGUAUCUCUGCUUUUACAUUUCCCUCCAGAAUGUGCACAAUUUAAAGCUGCCUAUGAUACCAUUUUCACAGAUUGGUCUUACUAUUAUGUUGAUAGUUUAUUGACUCCAGACAUUGUAAACGGUUCACAAAACCAUGUAGACAAGGGCUUUGAGAAAUAUCAAGAUGCAAGAUACUGGUUUUGCGUUGCUGUUGGACUUAUUAACUCUUUCGAUUUAGAAGAUAGGAAACAAUUUCAACAGGCCUUUAUUCCUCUCUAUGAAACAACAUUAGUUGAAAACAUUAGAGAAAACUCUUCUAUAAUCUCUUCUACAUUACUUAACCAAUACUUUGUUAGACAAAGAAAAUUCUCCCUGCCACAAAAAUCAGAAUUUGUGGAACAUUUAUUGAAAAAUUUCAAACCUUUAAGAGAUAUAAUUCUGAACAUGUUCUCUGAAAAGUGGAAUACAAAAGAAAUAUCUUCAAUUGUUAACAAUAUUUGUCAGGGCAUUACUAGUGGAACAGUUGUAAAUGGCAUAAUCCAAAGUAUCUCAAACGCUCUGUCGUCCAAACUUAUGGAAAUGAUGUACUCUAUCACAAGAAAGUUAAUUCUACUAACCCCAUCUGUGGAGAAUUUAUCACAACCCAAUAUGGGUGCUGUUGAACUACAGACUAAGAUAAUGGAAAUGUUUAUCAAGACUUCCCUAAAGAAAAACAAGUACAAUGAACGUGCUGCAAGCUCCUCUCAAAUGGUCCAAGAAAACCUGCACUUUUCUUCAUUACUACUUGAUAGAAUUGAGAACCAGCAAUCUUCAGAUCUGAUUUUAGAAGAAAUUACUGAUAUCAUUGAAAUGGAUAAGAACAUGUUUGAAAAAUUCCGCUGGGAUGCAAUUGCAUAUCAUUUCUCUAAGGACAUCAUCAAAGAUGCACAGUCCAUCAAAUUGGUCGACAUAUUAUUGUCACCUACUUGGAAAUUUGAUGAAAAGAGACGAAUUUUCAAGUUAAUAUCAUACAUGAAACAGGAACGAGCAAAGAAUUACAUUAGCUUGAUAUUUUCUGUACUGAUCGAGUUUAAAUUUGUAAAAUUUUUAGAGAGCGACGAGUUUGUUAAAUCAUUGGGAAAAGUUGGACUUGUAUUCGAGAAAGCUUUAGAGCACAUUUAUAGAUACAGUAUUGAAUUUUUGUUCACAUCACUCGCUACUGCAAUGUCCUCUUCAGAUAUGAAUUCUCUUUGUAGUUGCAAAGGAUGGCUAAAUUCUCUAAACUUCUUCAACAUGAAACACUUUACAGAACAGUCCGCAUUCCUAAAGAACCCAAUGACUGAAAGAAUUUAUUUACUGAACUGUAUUUUGAACGGGCUGGAAGAUAUGACGGAACCAACACCCAUUAAGGAUUUAUGGCAUCGUUUUGAGAAGAAAAUGCACGAUCAAAGCAAAUUGUCAGAAUGUUUCAAAGACGUCGUUGAGAUGAUUCAUCCUACUUUGAUGACAUAUCUAUCGGAAGACUCUCAACGUGUUUUCAUUAAUAAUCUUCUUCAUUUCACAUAUAUAUUUUCUCUUGAACAUUGGACAGUUCCUUCUUUAACUCAAUAUCUGGAAGUCAUUCAUUUGUUUGAAGGUCAAGUGAAUGGCCCUUCUAUUUGGAAAAUGAUUAAUCUUGGAUCUCUCUCAUCAAUUAUGGAUCAAAUAACUCGACUAUUACUUGAAAAUAGACUUCAUGACAAUUUAAGAAAAUGCAUUUCAAAUUAUUUAAACAAGUUUGAUAAUUCAAUGCUUAUUCCAGAAGACAUUACACUCAACAAACAACACUCUGUAGUCACAUUAUUGCAGUCGUCGUAUAUUAGCCACAAGCAACAAAUGUCAUGGAUUUCAUUUUUGGAAAAUUAUGUGAGGGCAAAUAACAGUGUUAUUGGUUGUGAAAAACUUGAUCUUUGCAUUGAUAAUGCAAACUCCAAGUUGCUUUUAAUCAAAUUCGCAGAGCAUCUUGUCGAGAAAAAUAAUCCUAAAGAAACCAUAGAAGGACUUACAGCAGAAACAAAACAAUUGUUACUCAACGCUAUGGGAAAGCAUUCAAACAUGCCACUCUUUUUAUUGUCACGGUAUGCCACUGAUGACCAUUUGGAACAAGUCAUCACUAGUAACAGAGCAGAACUUGCUAGUAUUGGUUUGGGAAAUUAUCAUCUUGAGAAUAUUGUUAAGGACUACAAAUCUUAUCACUUUACGUUCAUGCAUAAUCGACAACACCCAAUUUACAAUAUUUUCUCAAGUAUGCGAGACCGAGCGAAUAACCCACAAGAAUUUGAGAACUAUGUGUUACAACAAGCACCACAACACAAGUACACUAUUAGAAUGCUUCUUGUUGUUAUUUCUUACAAUUACUACUUUUUACAAAUGAAAAGAUGUGAUGCAGUGUUAUCUUGCUUACAAAAAGCAAAUGUUAGAACGGCCUUAUCUAUUGAAGAUGUCGAACUACCCGCUUUUACAAAGUUUGCAUCUGAACCAAUUUCUGUACCAGCUGAAAAACAGCAACAUGAAUUUACAGAGUAUUAUCUGUCCAAAGAGUUCAUUGCUUCAGAUCAUGACAAGAUUUUAUUGCAUUUAUUUGCCAAUAUCACAGCAGUGACGCUUGGUGUUCCAAAAGAAAAGAACCAUCUCUACAAUCGUAUGUUCCAUCCUGAGGUGUUAGCAAAUUCAUUUGGACCAGGUUCCACUUAUCAAGAUCAAAAUUGGGACUGUGGUUUUAUUGUAGCAGGUGUUGAAAUUGCAAAUAUUGCCAACACGAAUAUUAUGAAUAGAAGUCAAAUGCAUCAUGCAGCUCUUAACACAUUGACAUGGGCUGCUUUUACUUUAUGUGUUCUCUUUGAUCCAGCUAGAAAUCAAGCAAGUGCUAAAGGAGGGCACAUGUGUAAUUAUGUUGAAGAUAUGAAUUAUGUCAAGAACAUUUCUGCUUUAGAAAAGUUGCAGCUUUAUAUCAAAACUAGAGUGAAUACAUUUAUGACUAUCUUUUCAAUGUCUCCUGAAACCAUGAAUAGAGUUGAUCCAAUCAUAUUCUUUACAAACGCUUUGGAGAGAUUUAUGAGCCAAGCAUCAUCAUCCAAUGAUUGUUUAGGUUUCUUUAAUGAAAGAGGAGAAAAAAUUCGAAGAUAUGAAACCUUUUGGAUGAAUAAUUGCUUUAUUCCUGUGCUAAACGAUUACGGAAAUAUUGUCAACAAGAUGAACGAACAAACACAACUGCUGCAGAGAAUUUCUCAAUUUAAAGAGGCCUCUAUGAACAUUAGAAAAGUGAGGGAUGUAUUCAUUUCACAAAAAUCAAUUCUCCAUCUUUUAUAUGAACGUUUUUCUGAAGUAGAGAAUAAUAAUGGAGCUUAUGAGACACUACGACAAGUGAUCAAGUUCAAGCAUUGGCUCUCCUUUAGUGAUUAUAUUCAAGAUUUCAUUGCCAUGUAUAUUGAACUGCAUCGAGGAUUGAGUGGAAAGUUAGAAGAACAUGAAAUUCACAUCACUAUUAAGGAUGCCAUCCGUCGCAUGACUCGAGAGAAACAACAAGAAAUUCAGGAUCUUUGGACGAGAGUAAAACAAAAUUGGUCAGAUAUCAAACACAAAACACUCCAAGCAUUAGGAGAAGUGGUUUGCCAGCAAGCAGAACGAGAUAUCAUUGAUUUGAAUGAUGACACUAUUUUAUCUUCUGUAUUACACGUGGCAGAAGGAAAUAACGCAAUAGGAAUGAUGAUUAAGAAUAUUUAUGUGGCCCAAUCUUCGAUUCAACAAAGUUACUCUUCAAGUAGCUAUGUGUAUGCUGAAUCAGCUGUUCAUAUCACGGACAAGCUAUUCAAUCACUUGCUCUUUAUCCAUCUCAAAGAAGAUCACUUGUGUGAAAUGGUGAAAAGUUUCUUGAUCGUCAAGAACAAUCGUAAUGAUUUUGAUUGGACAGGUCUCGAGUUCCUAUUCAAAGAAUCACUUGCAAAAGGAAGAAUUACGAUUCAGAUACUUGAUUCUGCUCCCCUCACACCCUCUGCUAAAUUUGAAUUUAAGAAACAAAACGUUCAACAGCAAUCAGACAAAAAUGUUGAAGCAGCCAUUGACGAAAUUGAGGAUGAAGAAAACGCGUAUAAGAACAGCAUUGACUAUUACUUUAAAAUUCUUACAGAAUAUGAAGCCGAGUUGGGAGAAAAUGAAAAUAUUGAGCUUGUGGAUGAUAAAAAGAAAACUCUCUUGAGCAGUAUUGAUACCAAGAAUGUGAAUGAAGUAUUGAAAUUGGCAAAGGAUCUUUGUGUCAUCCUGGAGCAUCACAAACUGAAUGUUCCCAAUUACUUGUCCUAUGCUCCAAAUGGAUCCGUUUUGAAAAAGCUGAAAAAAGUGAAAGACUCUGAAUUAUAUUCUCUGCUUCAGACUGUGUUGGAUAUCAUUUAUAACCGAGAAGAAGCAAAAACUCUCUAUGAAAAAUUUGCUGCAGCUCAAUUCAGAUAUCCAUUGACAUCUGGCAUGAAGAAAUAUUUGGAUAAAAUUGGAAAAGAAUUGGAAGAUCAAGUGAAACAACAAGAUCCAAACAUUGACAAAAAUCCACUUUUGGAACUUUUUGAACAAAGUAUCAAACAUCAACUCAGUUACGAUAUUCAAGUUUCACACUUUUUACCAAAAACCAUUACUACACGAGAAACGGUAGCAUAUAUUGAAUAUUUGAGAAGACUCAUUGGUAAAAUUGGCUUGCAUCGAUCGGAAGUUGUGGUGUCCUCUCGUAAUUGUUAUACUGAAAAAGUUCCUAAUAGCCUUGCUAGUAGUGCUCGACUCUCAAAUUCUGAUUCCAUUCUCCAAAAAUUUGGUACCUAUGAAGAAAAACAAGCUUAUCAAGAGACGGAGCAUGAGUGGAACAAUGACAUGCAAGAUCAACCUCCGUUCAUGUACUCAUCACCAAUAGAAAGAAUAUCCAAGCUAAGAGAGGCCAUUCAAAGAGAGCUUGAUACUUCAAAGGAGUUAAUGGAAGAGCUCGCUCAAUUGAAACGCUUAGAGCGACUGUUGCGCUUGAAAUGGGAAGCACAACAAUUAAGACAAGAAAGUGAAAUGUUGCAACAACAGUUGAAGGAGAGCAAAAAGAUAAGGACAAGGAUGUACUUGAAAGGUUGGAAUUUAUUAAGAAAGCAGUAG
This is a messenger RNA of Naegleria lovaniensis, 14661 nucleotides long. RefSeq lists its product as uncharacterized. Lineage: Eukaryota; Heterolobosea; Eutetramitea; Acrasida; Naegleriidae. Bases 1 to 14661 code for a protein of 4886 amino acids. The record is from RefSeq and is a predicted model, not a curated record. The transcript is spliced from 4 exons. Gene Ontology annotation, molecular function: ATP hydrolysis activity; ubiquitin-protein transferase activity.